This is a messenger RNA of Saprolegnia parasitica CBS 223.65, 2165 nucleotides long. RefSeq lists its product as hypothetical. The transcript has 4 exons. Lineage: Eukaryota; Oomycota; Saprolegniomycetes; Saprolegniales; Saprolegniaceae. The record is from RefSeq and is a predicted model, not a curated record. The coding region runs from base 36 to 2165 and encodes 709 amino acids.
ACCUGUCAUCGACAGCACAGCGACCACGGACUAGUAUGGCCCGCUGGUCGUGGCGCCGCGCGUACAUCCAGGUGCGCCGCGUGCUCGCGUGCCUCUGCACCAUCGGCAUCGUCUACAUCGAGUACCUCGGCUCCGUCGGCAACAGGACGGUGCUUGUCGGCGGCCUUCUCCCCGCGGCCCCGGGCAACGUCUACGCGAGUCCGCUCCUGCCCACGUUUCUCCAAACGCUCCUCUCGGGCGGCUACAACGGGACGCUCCCAAGCCCACCGGCCUUUCUCUACCUCGAAGCCAACGAAAGCCGCGUGGACCUGUGUGAGCGCUGCCGCGAAGCCCUUCCGGGCGACCGCAUCUACACCCCAAGUUACCUCACGCUGGUGCUUACCAAGCUUCUGCCUUUACAACUCGACGACAGCCAUGUGCUGGUCGACUGCGCGUACACGGGCCGAGCGACCGAGGACACGACGGCGCUCAAAGCCUACGUGCUCUCAUCGACCUCGCUCACGACGGUCUUUCUGCAGACAAUGGUCGUCCAACGCCCUGCCAAGCAUCGCCAAGCCGGCUGCGGCACGGCGACCGUCGUCUCGCUGCCCCUCGACGCGAUCAAUGCGACCGACAUGACGUCGCGCCUCGUCGCCGACCCGACGUCGCCGGCUAUCAACGACGUUUACCAAACGUACGUCGGCCUCGACUUUCCGUACGAGGUCUCGACGCCGUUUGUGCCCGUGCGACUCGCGACGGGAGCGACGGUCUCGGGCGCUUGGACCGCGACGCUCGGGCACGAAGUCGUCUCGCUCCUCGGCACCGAAGGCAUCUUCCGCGGAACGACGGCGACGCAGGGCAACUACGCCUACUACGUCUGGUCUCUCCCAUCCGACCCGCUCGCCUUUGCCUUCGAGACCGUCUACACGGACGCCAGCCACUCGAAAGACGCGAACGCGUGGCUACGCCUCCUCGUCGGCGCCGGCAUCGCCUUCAACGCGACCGUGAGCCUCCUCGUUGCACUCGUCUCGUGCGUGCACUUGUAUCGCGAGACGGGCGUCCUCUGGGUCCCCGAUCUCUUUCCGUGCAUCCAGUACCGGGUCCAAGUGCGCGCCGCGCUCUGCGCCUGCGUGCUCUACCUCACCGACUGGUGGCACGUCUUUGAGUGGAGUCUCGCCGAGGCCAAUGCGCGGCUCGGGCUUCCAGGUACCUUUGUGUACCCGGCCAUGGCGCUCGCAGAUGCUUUGAUGGUUGCGCUUGCGCUGCUGACGUGGCUCACCCACGCCUUGCAUGUCCGGAUCGGCCUCGAGGCCAUCGUGCUCAUCUUGUUCAUCUGCUUCAAGUACCGCACCGACCUGACGACGCGCAUCGGUCUCUGUCUCCAAGCCACCGAUGAGUACGCGACCGCCAACUUUGAGAGCAACUCGUUUUCCGCCGGCGCCGACGGCAUGGACGUCUGGACGAUCCACGAGAACGCCGGCACCGCUGCUGACGCCAUCGUGCUCAUCUUGUUCAUCUGCUUCAAGUACCGCACCGACCUGACGACGCGCAUCGGUCUCUGUCUCCAAGCCACCGAUGAGUACGCGACCGCCAACUUUGAGAGCAACUCGUUUUCCGCCGGCGCCGACGGCAUGGACGUCUGGACGAUCCACGAGAACGCCGGCACCGACUUUUGCGUCGUCGCCUGCGCGUUUACGUGGUGGCUCGUGGCGUUGGCUGCGGCGUCGCUCUACAUCCUCGGCGCCAAGGUGGUCUGGCCGCCACGCCAGACGCCGCGCAUGCGCCGCUUCAAGUCCAUCUUCAUUCGGCCGCGCAGCGGCGCCUUUCGAUUCUGGCUCGGCGACGACGUCCCGACGGACGUGCGACUUUGGACAGAGCGCUCGCUGCUCUACGCCCCGUUCCGGCCGUCGGACGCGAGCGCCGGAUGGCAGGUCGAGCGCAGCACGCGCCAGCGCGUCGAGGACGUCGUCGGCUUUGUCGCAGCCUGCGACGAGACCACAGACGACGGCCGCGUCUCGAUCUCGUCGCUGUGGCUGCUCGGGCACAUCAUCGUCGACGAUCGAUUUCUCAUGGCCAUCAACAGCUACCCGCGCUGGCUCCUCAACGCGCUUUUGAACCGACGCCUCUUCCGCGUGGAGCGGGUGUGGACCGACCUGGCGCCGCUUCGCGUUCAAGCGAUGCCAUAG